UUCCAGAGUCACGCCAUCCGUGGAGGACAUGUGUGCACUAUUCAAAUGAGGCUGAGGACAGAUCUCCAGCGGGCAUCGCGGUCGGUGCCCAUUGGCUAGCUUUCAGUCAGCUCAGGGGAACGGGUCGCGUUCUGGUUUGCUGCUAUCGCUAGGAGGGACGUCUGGUGAAAUCCACAUGUCACAACCCGCGGUAACAGUGGCCAAGGAGAAUGCCGAAUGCCAAACGAGAUCUCCGUGUUUCACGCAAACACCCUUACAAUCUCCCGUCUCGUGGGUUGUACAAGCCUUGCUCGAGCUACCGGUUCUAUUCCAUCGAAACCUUGUAUAAUUUCUGUCAGGGUUCCAAAUGCUUACCUUAUUGCUGGAACCUUUGCAGCUUUUUUUCUUCCUGUGUGCAAGCUUGUAAGGCUUGCAGUUUAACCCUCGUGGCAUUUGCUCCUCUUUCGCGUGCGUUCGCUGUUUGCUGUCACGUAACGGCGCGUCGCACGACUGCGUUCUCACGCUCGCCGUCUGGUUGAGUUUCUCCCAUGUAUCAAUCCGUUCCCUCCUGGCCGAUGGCGACGUUUAAUCCCGUGAAUGCUGCGCGGACAGCCGCGCCGAUGCAAUCACCAAGCGUAACAUCACAGUUCCUACCAGCACGAGAAAGGGCCAUCGCAGAACGCGUGCCGUCGGCUCUAGCCUACAAGGUUGCGACGGAGACGGCACAGGCUGCCGAUCUCGAUGACAAAGCCCUGCGAUGUGGUGCCAAGCAGCUGCCAGACGGGCGGCUUUUCUGGGCGCCCAAAACGCUUCUAGUGCCUAAUCGUUUGCCUUUGGAUUAUGUUCACACGCGUACAGAAGAAGGAGCGACGAACUUUAAAAGAGCGCUCCUCGACGAACUUCGCAAACUGAAGGAGCAGCAGUACCAACUAUGUGCAGAGGACAGCACAGACUGGGAGAAAACGCCCCGAGAGAAGCAUCACGAUGUCAUCGUGUUUCACACGCAGUUCGUUGUUGAUACUGGGGCCAUCGAAUCGUUAAUUCUCGAUGGACGACGGUCCUCCUUUCCAUAUGACUUCCAAGUCUUGACGGAUGGCGACAAAGAGUUGUUUGCUGACUUCUUUAAUAUGCGGGCGCUGAGAAUUCUCAACUGUGGCCUCACAUCUUGCGAGAAUAUUCCCCGGUUUAAAUUCUUAAAGGAGCUGGAUCUCACUGGAAACAAAAUCACCAGCUUCAAGGGCCUGCUGUGCUUCACAUACCUUAAAACUUUGAAGUUGGAAGGCAACCAAAUAACAACGCUCAAGCAUUUCCCUUUCUCUCCUGGCCUUCAAGAGCUAGACCUAUCUCUGAAUCCUUUCAACGAUAGUCUUGCUCGUCUGCUGGAGCGUGCCACUCAGUUGAAAGUUUUGAAGCUAACCUACACGAAGAUUUCCGCGGCAGAUCACCUACUCCCCCUUUCCAAAAUGACACAUCUCGAGGUGAUCGAUAUCCGCGGAACGCCGCUGCUGCGCUACCCAGGACGAUUUGCUAUGCUUGGAGCUCUUCGAUCGAAGCUGGUGUAUUGAACUGGAAGAGUGAAGCAGGUCGAAGGAAGCUGCUUACACACUGUUCUCUCCAGGAUGUUGUGUCGGAAUCAGACUUUACGAUGGUUUCCCUUCUCCUAUCCAGUGCCACGCUACCCGCAAGCGAAAUUUAGUUGCGCUCUUCGUGUCUUGUGGAAAAACUAAAAUCUGUGGUGGACGCAUCGCGCUGUUUAGAGGCGCGUCUACAUCCGAACAAGUAAAGGAAGCAGCGGAGCGAAGCCGAGAAGCACAAAGACAGGGGAACAGAAAAGUGUGUAACACAAGCAAAAUGAGGUUCAAUUAGCGUGUACUGCUUGUGUAUGCGUCCGCUGGCUUCACACGCAUGAAGGCUGUGGCAACUGGCCCCAUUCGUCAUGACCCAGCACACAUUUGACUGGGGCGGCAUUCGUUACAGGCAACCCAAAAUUGUGGCGUCUGAGCGCUUUUUCGCAGGUUCACUGGAUUUCUGCGUGUCUCAAAAACGCAUACAUUACGUACAGAAGCGGUGGUGUCUGUGGACACAAGGUCACACCUUAGAAUGUGGAGUCGGGAAUAUGACACUGAAGCGAUACUUCUUUCUUCCCAUGCGUUGUUUGAAACACUGCGGAAAAAAC
Toxoplasma gondii ME49 is the source of this 2155-nucleotide messenger RNA. RefSeq names its product leucine rich repeat-containing protein. Bases 528 to 1544 code for a protein of 338 amino acids. Gene Ontology annotation, molecular function: histone binding. The transcript has 4 exons. NCBI's taxonomy places the organism in Eukaryota, Apicomplexa, Conoidasida, Eucoccidiorida, Sarcocystidae. Gene Ontology annotation, cellular component: nucleus. The record is from RefSeq and is a predicted model, not a curated record.